Colius striatus (speckled mousebird) is the source of this 9614-nucleotide messenger RNA. RefSeq names its product tubulin tyrosine ligase like 4 (gene TTLL4). The transcript has 19 exons. The coding region runs from base 5614 to 8877 and encodes 1087 amino acids. Gene Ontology annotation, molecular function: tubulin binding; tubulin-glutamic acid ligase activity. Gene Ontology annotation, cellular component: cilium. NCBI's taxonomy places the organism in Eukaryota, Metazoa, Chordata, Aves, Coliiformes, Coliidae. Gene Ontology annotation, biological process: microtubule cytoskeleton organization; protein polyglutamylation. The record is from RefSeq and is a predicted model, not a curated record.
GCCAGCGCUGCAGGGGCAGGACGGAGCGUCUCGGUAGCACCUUUGGUCUCGUAGAGUUUCACCUGUAGAAAUACAAAACAGAGCGUGUUCCCCGGGCCAGCGCAGGGAGGAAGAAGAGUUGGCUCUCCAGCCAGUAACGGCCCGCGCCAGCCUCUCCAAUGGCACUUGGGACAAUAGCGAGGAUGGGGUUGGGGCCGACUGGACCCAAGCUGGGAGCUGGGACAGUCUGUCCCUUAGUCCUUGCACUAGGGACUUGGCUUGGACGCUUUCAUAUUGUAAAAGGAGCCGAUUGGCCUGAAAGGUGAACGGCAGAGCUGACAGAAUUGUUGUGACUAGCCUGGAGUGUUUCCUGAAUGCUUCCAGGAUCCAGGCUGGGAACAGAGGCACAGGAGUGGGGAAGGCCUGCAGCUGUGCCAGCCUGCUGUCUCCCUGUCAGCCAGGAUGUGGGAGGCAGAGGUCAGCCCCACAUCAAAACCUGCCCCACCACGUACCUUCGCUUUCUCAUUGCUGUGUGCACCUCACUGAAUGGGCAUGUGACAUCAGAUGCUUCCUAGGCAGUUUCACAGAAAUAACAGCAAAUUAUUGGCCUGAUUACAGUUUUAUCUAAUAACCUUUUCCUUGGCUCUUAGCAGUUGCACCUAGUAGAUAGUGGCACUUGUCUGUCCUUGCAUUGCUGUCGUGCUGCUGCAGUCCUUAACUUUUAUGUUAGGCAAACUUUGGCAGUGACAAAUUGUCUCCUCUCUUUGGUCAUACCCAGGGCCUUUCUCAGCAUAGCAGGGAUCACAUUGCGAGGAGGACACCAAGGAGGCCAAAUGCCACUGUCCUCAGAUAAUGAUGCCUGCGUGGAGAUGUCAUGUCCCCAGUACAGGUCAGGGGCUUUGGCUGCCAUACUGGCCUGGCUGGGUGCCAUUCCUUGGCAUUUCCCGGGUUCCUCUCGUGCAGCAAAUCUGGAAGUAUUUGGCAGCUUCUUCCCAACCUGAAUCUCUUUCUGCUGUGCUUCUGAGUUUAGAGUGCUGUAUGGAAUGAGGUGGUUGCAGUGCCUUCAGAGGCAUCUUUCCCAUCCCAGUCAAGACACAGAAGGGUCCUUAUCACAUACCUAAGGGCAGACCCACCUGGGAGCUUUUUCUUCCAGUUCUAGAUAUAGUUCAGAAAAAAUACUAAGAAGAUGGACAAAGAAUGGAUGUGUUUUGAACUAAUUGGGUAGUUCUUGUCUCCUUGCUAUGUGUUGAUAUUUUAUACUCAUUAUGCUUCACCUAAGCCUCCCACUAUUACUUUAUUUCUGUGCCAAAGGCUGAGAGUGUGGCCAGGCUACCUAAAAGCAGAGUGAGCUGUGCUGACUGACUGUUGGUUCCUGCACUGCUGGCCAAGCUCUCCCCAGGUCUCACUGCCUAGUUCUCCUGUACCUUUUCUCCUGUUGUGAGCUCAAGGGAGAAUGCUGUCCCUUUGGUUUGCUCUCUGCUUGAGUCUGCAAGAAGGUGCUUCAGGCCUCCUCACUGAAAGGCUGUGAAACACCCCAUGCUUUACUUGGUUGCUUUUAACCCAACCUCGUUUCCCUGCUCCAGUUUAUGCUGUGAUACAACUGCUCCCAUAGCCUGGCUGAUGAGAAACUACGUAUCGGGAACGGGAGUCGGGGCAGGGACAUCCCAGCUUUGCUGCAGCUGGGGAGGCAGAGCUGCAUGGGCUGCUGUUGCUGUGCAGCAGGUUCCUUUUGGCCUAGGGACUCUGUCAGGGUGGAAAAGUCGAUAUCCUGUGAUAGCGAUGGGGACUCCACACUCUGCAUCUUUCACCCAUUGGUGUGGCCCCUGCACUCUGCUCACAGCUGGGUCACCAGUGAGCCAGCCCGUUAUUUUAGAUGCCCUAGUGAGCUCUCUCCAUGGCAAAGCUGCAGCCCUGGAUUUUCUGCCUAACCACACCUGGAGUCUGACACUGCUCCAGUGCCCUGAGAGCAGUGAGGAAGACCCCUGUGAACUGGAACACAAGAGCUUUCCCAUCAUUUAGGGCAGACACGUGCUUCUCAUGCCUGCUAUGUUCAAUGUGGAGCUCAGCACCACAGCCAUUGAACUGAAAGCGUCAGCUCCAAGGGCAGGCACAAAUGUAAUCCUGGGACACAGGAGUAAUUUGCUGACACGUCCCUACAGUGGCUGUUUUCUCACUGCUUUUUUUGACCUGAGUGGCCAAGCAAAACCUUGGUGUCCUCAUUAGGAGAAACUGGUUGUCAUCUUGUGUUGCUGGUUUUGCACCCAAAAUGUGUUUCUGCAGGACAAAACUGGAGCUGAGAGGGAACAGUGAUGCCUAAGUGCGUGGCAAAGCAGCACACCAGGCUGUUGGUCCCUGUGCCACUGGCAUUUCUGUGCUAGUCAAGCUGUCUCUGGGUUUGCUUGUCCUCAUGGAUUUCUUCUUGUGGCCAGCAGCACCCUCUGCUCUUCAUCUUGAACUUGUGGGUGGCCGUGGGUGCUGCCUUGUCUCGGUGUAUGACUGCCCUUGGGACCACUUGCUUCCUAGGGCUGAUGUAGGUGAGGAUUGUUUCUGUGCUGUUGAAACACAAGAGUUUGUCCCCAGCUACCCAGUGUAAAGGCAGCUUUAAGCAUUCUUAGUCAGCUCGUUUCAGAUAAAUGCACCUGUUGAAAGCUUUUUAAUUCUUUUUGAAGGGGCCUAAAGCUUUAUUUUGAAAGGUAUAUUGGUUUAAAAACCCGUGUAUUUUGUAUUGUUGUUGACUUACUUGUUCAAGCCUUAAUCAAAAGCCCCAAAGCUGCAAAUGAGAAACGUAGUGUCAACUCAGGAUCUUAUCCUUUCUAAUGAUAAAGAACAGAAAUUGCACCCUGCAAUGGCAUAGAAAACAACAGCAAAUUACAGUUUUCUGACUGCUCCCCCUCGUGACUUCGGGCUGCGUGAGGCUGACAGCACAUUAUCAGGUCAGCUUGCAGCUCAUACAUUUGCAGGCACUUGUUAUUUUAAGCGUGUCCCCACAGCUUGGUUUAAAAUAACCACCCCAGCCACACUCAAGUGAGGGAGAGAUGAUGUGCACACCCUGGCUCUUGGAGUCUGGCCUUCCCCCUUAGAACCAGGCCUGCGAGGAGCUGCUAUUGGGGGAGCACAUGGCACAGGGAGCCUGGGGCUGGUGGAAGGGGCUCCCACUGGUACUCAGGGGUGUGUGCAGAGGCUGGAGCACACUGUGUGUGCCACUCAUAGAGGCUGUGGCAGCACUCCAGCUGACGUCCUGGAGCUUGUGAGCAGGCUGUGUGAUCAUAAAAGGUGCCAGCGAAAUAAUUGUAAGCGAGGGCAGCUGUACAGUCACUCCAACAGUGACAACUUUGGCCUCUCUAUUCUAUGUCAAUAAGUUCAAGCCAAAAUCCAUUAAUGACUAAGAAUGAUGUUUGGGUUUGACUUCCAGCUCAGCCAGUUCACCCUGGGCUUUUCCCAGCUCAUGUUUCUACAAUAAAAUUUCCAAGCGUAUUUUUGUUGCUGUUGUGAGCAGCAGAACAGACUCCUGCUCCUUUGCCGUAGGGCCCAGAACUAGGGAUUGCAUCAAGCCGUGACCUUCCACCGCCUCAAAACUCUGACUGAGUUAAACGUAAGGGGAAAACUUCCCUGACUAGUAACCAGCGGGGAUUUACCUUGGGGCAGGUGACAAGGUUCGUGCCCAAAGGCGCGAGGAUGCGGCAGCUGCUGUCCUGCGGUGCACACAGACAAGUAUGUGCUUCCAUCUCCACCGGUUCUCGUGGAUGUUCAGCAGCUGCUUUGCAGAGCUGUCCUUGCCAUGAGGCCAGGAGCUGGUUUGCAGGCAGAUGUCAGAGGUGGCCGUGCUGGCACAUGGGAGGUGGGACUGGGUAGGCAGCAUAAGCUGGUGCUGCUAGGCUGGAUCCAUCAUAACCUGCCUGUGUGUCCUGCCACUGUCUCUGAGCUCCCAGGUCUCUGCAGGGAAGCAGCAGUGAUCACUAGCCGUCACUUGGCAUAGUCCUCACCUGGAGGCUGUACAAAAGGCCCUGUCACUUCCUUCUGUGGCCACUGCUUCCAGCACACCUCUGCCUGGUGCUGACCCGGAUGACUCUGUGGCUCCACCGCAAAGGUACUCUGGAGAGAGGCAAGCUCAGUUCAUCCACUCUCUGUAGGGAAGGGCUCCAGCCCUGUCUGCUGCUGCCGUUGUCACUUACUCUGGAGGAGGGUCACACAGGGCUUCUGCUGGCAUAUUCAUGCCUGUGUCUAAGCCAGCUGUCCCUUGUUACAGCUUCAUUAGGCCAAAUAGCUUUUGUUUUUAUAGCAGGAUGACCCCCUGAUAGCUGUAAAGCCAGGCAGGGAUGAGGCACAGGUGGCUUUCCCUGCAGGCUGGUUCCAUGAGGUCAAUCACAGCCGGGUGAGAGUGCAGGCAGUGGCGGAGCUGGCAGCGUGUGUGGUGAUGCUGCAGGGACAGUCCCCUCUGGGCAGGGACACUGGGGACACUUUCCUUCAUCUCCUUUGUUUUUGAUUUUUCUGUUUCACAGCUGCAUUUGGUGGUGUGCUCAGGUGGCUUUGUGGUUCAAGCAUGCUUGUGACGUGGGUGCAUCUGGGGGGACAACGUGUGGAAGCCAAGCUCCGCUCGCUUAUUUACUGGGGGGAAACUUGAGCCGGGCAGGUGGUGGCAUCUGAGCCACAGCCUCUUGGCUCUGUGCUAAUCGCUGUGAAUGUCACAACACCGCCGGGUGUGCUGCUGGGCACGGAUCGGGUAACAAUCGGGUCACGCGGUACAGCUCGGGUGAGGGCAGCUCGUGGGGUUCCCUUCCCCAGGGCUCGCAGCCUUUCUGGGCUGCAGCCUACGGAGGGUCAAAGCCAUCCUGUCCUCAUCAAGAAGGCUCAGCCUGACCAAUGAGCAGUGCAGACAGGGCCGUGGAGUGGAUCUGACCCCUUCCUUGUGGAGCCUGGCAGGGCAGCAGCUCUCCGUGAGGAUGUAUAGCUCUUAUGGGAUCCUGCGUAGGACGUUCCUACCUAGCAUAGGCACCCCCACAUUGUUGGGAUGCUGCUGAGCUGAUGUGUGCUGGAGACUGAGGCCUGUUUCGCAGGUUGAGGAGGUCUGUGCCGGGUGUCAGUCUGUCUGACCCAGCCCUGCGGUGGGUGGGAGCUGAUGGCAGGGAGCUGCAGAGUACCCCCAGGGUCUCCUGGCUGCACUGUUACUGCUGCAGCCAAGGCUUCAUUUUCAGGUGGGAAAGGAGCACAUAGGUGUAUUGCAAGAAAACCAAGAGUGUCAGUUGAUGCUCUGCUUACUCUUCUAUUUAUACUUUUUGGGCUUUUUUUUAACUUGCAAGUUUGUGAGAGCUGGAAAGUGGAAGAGCAAAGCAGCCAGCCUGCUUGGGAUACAGCUUCCUAUCACAGCUGUAUCCAGGGCCCCUCCGGGCAUGUGUUAAAGCAAGACAAAUACCUGACAAGUUUUCUCUUUCCCUUCUCUCCAGACAAGAGGAUCUUACCUGCAUGGUGCAAUCAUUAAUUUUAGGAGGAUUUAGGAGACAUAUGUCAGCAGCUCUCUGAUCUGCCAGUUUCUCCUUUCAAGACACUUUUCUGUAGGACUGCAGUGGGGAGGAAGAACAUGUGUGUGAUACUGCCAGUCUCUGCUGGGAACUGAGGCCAGCAAGGAUGCUGCUGUAGAUGACUGACUCACUUGUGCCUCAUGUGCAAUGGCUCUACAUGGCCUCUGCAGGACUAGAACGUGCUAAUCUGGGCCCCGAACAGGAGAAGAGCAUCGGGCUGGAGUCAGGCACCCUCCUGGCAGUGGGAGCUCAGCCACACUGGGCCUGGCACCUCGCUCAGCAGCAGGCGAAACCCAUCUGCAAUUUGGAGAAGUAUGUGAGUGCUCUCCAGAGUGGCAGCCCAUUGCCCUCAGGGAUCCCUCUGCAGCAGUCCUGCUGCCUGCACUCACCCUCACUAUGCCAGGCAGCCCCUGCUGAGGAUGUGGCCCCAGGUGGGAGCUCGCUGCCCUGCCAGCGCCCCUGCCUCAGACUCAAGCCCCCUGUAGACUUUCCUUUCCAAAGCCCUCCGCAGCCCGGCUCUGCCAUGGGAAAGAUGAUGUCUUCCUUUCUGAUGGAGCCCUGCCUGCUGCCUGUGCUGGUGGAGGAGCGCUCUGGGACUGGGCUCAAAGGCUCUGCCAUCAGCUCAGAUCGGGAGGCUUCCAGCUCCUACAGAACAAUGCUCAAUAACAACUCCUUUCUACAGCCAAGCAGUGCUCAAGUGCCUUUGCUGCAGUCACUGGAGAUCAAGAAGGUGACAAACACUCCCAGUUCCCCUACUGCCUCAUGGCCCCACUCCAGGGACACUGGAGACAGCUGCCCUGGGAGCUUGGUCACUGAGGUGGUAAAAAGCAGGGAUCUGGUGUUGGAGCAAACCGCAGUCCCCUCCCUGACCCCCGCGCCCAGCAGUGUGAUCCUCGGGAAGGAGCAGUGCUCGUGGGAGGAUGCUGAGAGGACACAUAGCUUAAGAGAGCAGGAGCUGGCGGUCAGGCUGACAGAGGCUGUGCAGCAGCCAGCCAGCCAGACUGCCUCAUGUGCCGGAUUUGCACGCCCAGUCCACAGCUCUGGCUUUGGGAACGUGGGCAGCCCGUGCCUCUGGGAGGGCGAGUGGGGACAGCACAGGGUGGCACAGCUCGCCCCGAAAGGAGCUGUGGCUCUGCUGAACCUGGAGCCGGGCAGCCCUGGCCUUCACAGCCACUUGAGCCUUACGGACACCAGUGCUGCCGGUGUCUGCACCGAGCACGUCUCAGACUCUGCCCACUGCUCACCCGUGGCAGAGCCCCCACACCUCGCUGCUGUGUCUGAAGUGGUGACUCGGAUGUCCACCAUCCGACUGGAGAAAGAGGAGACGUGGGCCCAGGCUGCACUGCCGGGAAAGCUGUGUGUCACUGCUGAGCAAUUGCCACUGGAGCUGAGCCAUCCUCAGGAUGAAGUGGAAGAAGAGCUUCUUGAUGGCCUGGAUGAGAGCUGCAGUCAGGAGGAGGACGAGGACAGUGACUUGGAUGCUUCCUCUGUGGCCGGCAUCUCAUCCAGAGGCUCCCUGGCUCUUGUGUCCAGGAACUGCAUCAAGUGCCCAGCCCAGCCCGAUGAGGCUCAGGAGAAAGUGCUCAAACCAGCUCUUGUCUGCAGUUUAUUCCCUAAUGUGCCUCCAACCAUCUACUUCAGUACACGUGAUGAGAGAGUGGAAAAGCUGCCUUGGGAGCAGAGGAAGCUGCUGCGAUGGAAAAUGUGUGCAGUCACACCGAACAUAGUGAAGCAAACUGUUGGCAGGUCUCACUUCAGAGUCAGCACAAAAAGCAAUGACUGGCUGGGUUGCUGGGGCCACCACAUGAAAUCCUCCAGCUUCAGAGCCAUCAAGGAGCACCAGAAGCUAAACCACUUCCCCGGUUCAUUUCAAAUCGGGAGAAAGGACCGUCUGUGGCGCAACCUGUUGAAGAUGCAGGCUCGCUGUGGCAAGAAGGAGUUCAACUUCUUCCCCCAGUCCUUCAUCCUGCCCCAGGACAUCAAAUUACUCAAGAAAGCAUGGGAGGAAGGAGCUAGCCGCCAGAAAUGGAUUGUGAAACCCCCAGCAUCAGCAAGAGGCAUUGGUAUCCAGGUCAUCCACAAAUGGAGUCAGCUCCCCAAAAGGAGACCGCUGCUGGUACAGAGGUAUCUGCACAAACCCUACCUCAUUGGAGGGAAGAAGUUUGACCUGAGGAUCUAUGUUUACGUCCCUUGCUACGAUCCCCUCAGGGUGUACCUGUUCCAGGAUGGAUUGGUUCGCUUUGCCAGCUGCAAGUACUCCUCCUCAAUGAAGAGCCUCAGCAACAAGUUCGUGCACUUGACCAACUACAGCGUGAACAAGAAGAACGCAGAGUACAAGUCCAAUUCAGAUGAGACUGCUUGUCAGGGACACAAAUGGGCACUCAAAGCUCUCUGGAGUUACCUGACCCAGAAGGGAGUUAAUAGCGAGGCCAUCUGGGAGAAGAUUAAGGACAUCGUUAUCAAAACCAUCAUCGCAUCCGAGCCCUACGUCAACAGCUUGCUGAAGAUGUACGUGCGGCGGCCGUACUGUUGCCAUGAGCUGUUUGGGUUUGAUAUCAUGCUGGAUGAAAACCUCAAACCCUGGAUCUUAGAGGUCAACAUUUCCCCAAGCCUCCACUCCAGCUCCCCACUGGACGUGAGCAUCAAGGGCCAUAUGAUCCGGGACCUCCUCAACCUCGCCGGCUUCGUUCUGCCCAGCACAGCCAGCGUGGCCUCAGGGUUGCAGACACAGAAUGGUUCUACCUGCAGUCUGGGCAGUGCUUUGAAGGAGAAGCCCAAGCCAGCAUCUGAGCAUUUCAUAGCAGAGAAGAUGAAGAAGGCCUAUUACUUAACGCAGAAGAUACCUGACCAGGAUUUUUAUUCUUCUGUGUUGGACACGCUGACCCCAGGCGACGUCCGUGUCCUGGUGGAGACGGAGGACGAGUACUCGCGGCGCGGGCAGUUCGAGCGGGUGUUCCCCAGCCACGGCUCCAUGCGCUACCUGCGCUUCUUUGAGCAGCCCCGAUACUUCAACAUCCUGCUCACCCAGUGGGAGCUCAAGUACUGCUCGAACAAACAGAAAGGUCUGGAGCUGCUGAAGAACUGGUGUGUCAAAGGGUACCAUGCUGGGGCAGGGACAGAGUCAGCCCAGAUGUGGUCGUUGCCAAAGUCUUUCUUACUCCAGAAGAGUGAUGUUCCAUCAAAUAGCUUCAGCAAACUGGAACUGGGCAAACUGGGCACGGGCUCUCCUCUCUCCUGCAGCGCGCUCCUCCCUGCCGCGGCUGAGGACCUCGGGCGCUGCCGGGAGCCCGGCCCCGCUCACAACUUACCUCUCAACAAGUGCACUGCUGGAGCCGGCCAGAAACCCACGGGCUGCCUCUCGGACGCUGCCCUGGUGCUGUGAGCAGGCAGGGGCCGGCCCUCCCCGGCCGAGGGACUCCUCAACCUACCUCAAGGACAGAGACGGGAGCGGUGAGCGGAGCGCGAGGGCGGCGGCAGCUCCCCGUGCCGCACGCUGGUUUGUGGGGCUGUUUUUAGAGGGGUGUUUCAGUGGGCAAAGAGGAGUGCUGUGCAACUUCCAAUUCUGAAACAAAUGGCAAAGCCUGGGGCCAAGGGUUUUGUCUGGCUUUUGUCCCAGGCCACUCUUAACGCCUGACUAGUGGUGGUGGUGGUUUCUUUGCCAUGUGGGAGCAGACUGAGCUCGGAGCCAGUGCAGCCUUCCCCAGUGAGCCCUCACUUGCCCCUGUCUCUGUGUCCCGAGUUGCUGGGAGCUGGGUCUGCUCCUGCCACUGGAGAAAAAUCCCUGGCCACCAUCCCUCUUGUCUGGAAGGAGUGGGGUUUGGGACUUCAGCUGACCUGGUUCCUGCUUUCUGAAUGCUUGUGCCACCAUCCAGCCCUUCCCUGGCCUCAGGACUGUGGGAGGACCUUGGGCUUGCACAAAGAGAGAUGAUGGGUACCAGCAGAGCUUGGGUUGGGUGUGGGGCUGCCCAGGAGGGAGCAUCCUCUCUAGGCCAUCAGCUCUCCUGGGUGACACACAUCAUGUGUGUGGGGACUGCAGGCUGGUGCUCUUCUCCUGGGCUCUGCUCUCUGUUUUCCUUUUGUUUCUCAAGGAUUUCUAUUAAAGUUUAUUAUUCAGCUGCU